This is a messenger RNA of Myzus persicae (green peach aphid), 597 nucleotides long. Its product is annotated as protein transport protein Sec61 subunit gamma-like. Gene Ontology annotation, molecular function: transmembrane protein transporter activity. Gene Ontology annotation, cellular component: membrane; Ssh1 translocon complex. NCBI's taxonomy places the organism in Eukaryota, Metazoa, Arthropoda, Insecta, Hemiptera, Aphididae. The transcript is spliced from 4 exons. The record is from RefSeq and is a predicted model, not a curated record. Gene Ontology annotation, biological process: post-translational protein targeting to membrane, translocation; protein targeting. The coding region runs from base 277 to 483 and encodes 68 amino acids.
CAUUACUGUUCUACGUUAUCAGUAAUCCUUUGUUCCUCGGUGUUUCUACCGGUGCGUCGAUUUUUAUGUUUGUCUACGUUUACGUGAGCCGUUUUUGGUAACAACAAUUAAAACGAGUCACUGGUCAACUCACUUAAUUAAGUAAUAAAUAAUAAUUAGUAACGCACAACGAGUGACGAGAACGACCACCAUUUCCGCCGCAUUUCACUUCUCGAACACCCUUCAACUACAACUGUCACGCAUCGUAAUCAUCAGCGGAACAGCGCAGAAAAAAAUAUGGAUCAAGUAAAACAAAUGUUGGAACCCGGGCGCCAGUUUUCCAAAGAUUCGAUUAGACUGGUUAAAAGAUGCACUAAACCUGACCGGAAAGAGUUCAAGAAAAUCGCAAUUGCUACGGCCAUUGGUUUUUGCGUUAUGGGUUUCAUUGGUUUCUUUGUAAAACUUAUUCACAUACCAAUCAACAACAUCAUUGUGGUAUCAUGAAGUGGAAGCUAAUCAACUUCUUCAUUUCUUGAAAACACUGUAUCUUGAUAAAAAGAAUGUAUGUCUUCAUAAUAUUUUGUUUUUAUACUGUGUAUUAAAUAUUUGUGAACAUUA